AUGAUUCGAGCCUCGGCGCUCCUCCUCCCCGCCUCAGCAAAUCCCGUUCACGACGGAAGCACCGCGACCGCAUUCGCGCAUAGGCGCGCGCUUUUGCCCGCCGCGUCCGCUUCCGCUGUUCCGCGCGCGACGCUGCUGCGGAGAUCGGACGCCGGUGUGAGCGGAGGCGGGUGCUACGGGGGCAGGAGUGUGCGCCCUGGCGGGCCAGGGGGUGUGAUCGCGCCGAUAAGCCGGGGAUCGUCGGCAUUUGCACGCCCCAUGGGCGGCAGUAGAAGCGGAAGGAUCGCCUCUGCUGCUCCUGGUAGGUGUCCCCAAAGCGGGAGCUUUAAACGGGAUGAAAUUAGUUCAAGGGAGUCUUCGCGGGUUAACAAUACCAGCGGUGGUAGCAGAGGACGUUCCUCCGUUACAGUCACAUGCUCUGCGGGAGGAUCGCCCUCGGUUGUAGCACCACCCGACACGUCAGAUUCACCCCCGCGGAUCUCGAUCCUCUUUGCCGCCGGCGGCACGGGCGGCCACGUGUACCCUGCCAUCGCCAUCGCGGACGCCGUCCGAUCCCGCGAUCCAACGGCCGAGAUCAACUUCGUCGGAACCAAGGAGAGAAUGGAAUGGACGGCUGUCCCGCGUGCAGGCUACACGAUCCAUCCAAUCCCAGCCGUCAGUAUCCGUCGGCCGCUCCUCACCACCCUCUCCAAUCUCCUCGUACCGUUCCGUUUCCUCCGCGCGUUCUGCGUUUGCCUCCUCUUAAUCUGGCGAUUAAAGCCCGAUAUCGUAGUAGGCACGGGAGGGUACGUAUCCGCGCCGACUUGUCUAGCCGCCGCUAUCUGUCGCAUACCUCUCGUGUUACAAGAGCAGAACGCUUUCGCGGGAAUCGCCAAUCGCCUGCUUGGCCGCUUCGCGAGCGUCGUUUUCGUCGCCUUCGCCGUUGCCCAGAGGUUCUUUCCAACCCGGCGCUGCCACGUGGCAGGGAACCCCACGCGCGCCGUACUGCGAUCCGUGAGGGAAGAGCGGGAAGAGAAGCGGGAAGAAGCGAUCAGGUACUUCUUUCCACAUGCCGCAGCAGCUGCUGCCGCUGCUGGUGCUGAUGGCGUUGCUGCUGGUGCAGCUGCAACAGGAACAGCAGGAGGAACGGUGGGAGGAGCAGCAGCAGGAGGAGCAGCAGGAGGAGCAGCAGGAGGAGUGGGGCGGAGAACACAGGUGGUGCUGGUGCUGGGGGGCUCGCUGGGAGCACAACCCAUCAACACAGCCGUCGCAGGCACGCUGCAGCAGCUACUUGAUGGGUCCGGCGGUGUGGAGUGCGGUGCUGAAGGGUUGGAUGGUGUGCACAAUGGUGGGGAGGUGUUGGUGAUAUGGCAGGCGGGAGCACGGCAUGUGGGGGAGAUGAGAGCUCUUCCUCUUGCGUCACAUCCCCGCGUUUCUCUCUUGCCGUUUGUGGAUCGCAUGGAGCUGGCAUAUGCAGCAGCAGAUGUGGUGGUGGCACGUGCCGGUGCUGUCACGUGCUCUGAGCUGCUCGCUACGGCCACGCCCUGCAUUUUGAUACCAUCACCACACGUAGCAGAGGAUCACCAAACCGUGAAUGCACAUGCCAUGGUGCAAGCAGGGGCGGCUGUGAUGCUGCCUCAGGACCAGCUCUCCCCAGACUCUCUCCUCUCGGCUGUCACCUCGCUGCUUGCGGACAAAGCAAGGAGGGAGAAGAUGAAAGAGUGUGCAGCGGCUGCUGCCACUGCUGAUGCUGCUGACGUCAUGGCCCAGGAGGUGCUGCGACUGGCACAGCAGCAGCUGCACAGAAAAUCAAAGUCUAGAUUCACCUAG
This is a messenger RNA of Closterium sp. NIES-65, 1809 nucleotides long. Lineage: Eukaryota; Viridiplantae; Streptophyta; Zygnematophyceae; Desmidiales; Closteriaceae. The record is from the annotation of a GenBank genome assembly.